Messenger RNA from Solea senegalensis (Senegalese sole), 1600 nucleotides. It is a transcript of the gene slc38a8a, whose product is annotated as solute carrier family 38 member 8a. The record is from RefSeq and is a predicted model, not a curated record. Gene Ontology annotation, biological process: amino acid transmembrane transport. NCBI's taxonomy places the organism in Eukaryota, Metazoa, Chordata, Actinopteri, Pleuronectiformes, Soleidae. The transcript is spliced from 10 exons. Gene Ontology annotation, molecular function: amino acid transmembrane transporter activity. The coding region runs from base 127 to 1470 and encodes 447 amino acids.
AUCAUCACCAGCAGAAGCAGUUCCCCUCCUCUUUCCCCGCCCCGGCCGGCUUACCCUCCUUGCCCGGCCCACAUACCACGGCUGUGUUACCGCAGGGAGAAGUUUGUUCGCCGCGUGUCGUGAACCAUGGAGGAGUUAGCCAGAGAGAGCAUCAGCCUGCUGGCUUCAGCCUCGGCUAAGCCCCCGCUGGACGUGGCCGUGGGUCCACGACUUGGUUCCGUGGGGGCCGUUUUCAUCAUGCUGAAGUCCGCACUGGGCGCCGGACUCCUCAACUUCCCCUGGGCCUUCGAGAGAGCCGGAGGAAUCCGCAGCGCUGUGACCGUGGAGCUGGUCUCCCUGGUGUUCCUCAUCAGUGGUCUGAUCAUCCUGGGCUACUCGUCGUCCAUCAGCGGUCAGUGCACCUACCAGGCGGUGGUGAAAGAAGUGUGCGGGCCGGCCAUCGGUCAGCUGUGUGAGAUCUGCUACGUCUUCAACUUGUUCAUGAUCUCCGUAGCCUUUCUGGUCAUAGUGGAUGACCAGCUGGAGGAGUUGUGCGGCUCCGUGUAUGAGCUGGUCACUGGUCUGCCACAGUCAGAUCUACCGCACCACUUCUACACAGACCAACGCUUUGCCCUGGUGUUGCUCUGCGUUUUCCUCAUCCUGCCGCUGUCCAUGCCCAAAGAGAUUGGCUUUCAGAAAUACAUCAGUGGUCUGGGCACUCUGGCUGCGACCUACCUGGCUAUAGCCAUCAUCAUCAAAUACCACACCAUGCCUUCUGUUAUGGUUCAUGUCACCCCGCUCUACAGCAGUGGAAUCAGCUCCUGGGCGUCCAUGUUCAGUGUCAUCCCAACCAUCUGCUUUGGUUUCCAGUGCCACGAGGCUUCCAUUGCCAUCUACAGCAGCAUGGAGAACCAGCGGCUGUCUCACUGGGUCCUUAUCUCUGUGGUCUCCAUGAUCUUCUGUCUCAUAAUUUACUCCCUCACAGGGGUUUAUGGGUAUCUGACAUUCGGAAAGGACGUGAAGGCCGACAUUCUGAUGUCGUACACUGGCGAUGAUAUCCUGAUUCUCAUCGCCAGGCUGCUGUUUGGAAUCUCCAUCAUCACCAUCUACCCCAUCAUCCUGCUGCUCGGCAGAUCAGUGAUCCAGGACCCCCUGCUGAGCUGGCGGCGGAAGCGUCACGGCGUGGUGACGGCGGACUUUGAAAACCGAAGCCGAUACGUGCUGACGGUGCUGUGGAUCGCAGUGACGCUGCUUAUCGCCAUCUUUGUGCCAGACAUCAGCAAGGUGAUCAGUGUCAUCGGCGGGAUCAGCGCCUUUUUCAUCUUCAUCUUCCCAGGACUGUGUUUGAUCUUUGCCAUGCAGUCUGUGCCCGUGUCCUGUAAAACCAGAGUCGUGCUCACAGUUUGGGGAGUUGUGACCCUGAUCAGUGGAGCCUUCAUCUUUGGUCAGAGCACCACCAUCGCUGUCAUGCAGCUGCUGGGAAAGAUCUGACUCCACCUCCCCUCGCAGAUCUGUGUUUUCAUGGAGAGAACGCUGACCACGUGUGAAUCCCUCCCCCCCCCUCUCUCCUGUACAGCUCAUGUUGAGUUAUGGCCACCAUGGACUCUUUAAAAGUGAACUG